Enterobius vermicularis (human pinworm) is the source of this 432-nucleotide messenger RNA. The record is from the annotation of a GenBank genome assembly. Lineage: Eukaryota; Metazoa; Nematoda; Chromadorea; Rhabditida; Oxyuridae.
AUGCCGAUCAAACGGCUAACAAUAACGAAAGCCAAGUUAAUGGGAGCACUAAUUGGAGCUCGAGCUUUUACCUUUGUUCGGCAAGAGCUCGCAAUUCCACUCUCACACUGUUUUGCCUGGUCAGAUUCCAAGUGCGUCUUAUCUUGGCCCGCAACUAAAAAAUUAGACGCUUUACCAAAGUUCGUAAAGAACAGAGUUUUGGAAAUUCAGGAACAUAAAUAUCGCUUCCGUUAUGUUCCUUCCAAGAGCAGUCCAGCAGAUAUCACGAGGGCUCACUCUAGCAGCCCUAACGCAAUCUCAAAUUUGGUGGCAUGGUCCGGAGUGGAUGGGGAAGAAUGGAUCACAAUAGCCGUCACACCUUGGUACUCUGUCGACCUUAAUUGCAAGUGGCGCGGGUUUAACCACCGUGUACACUCAUGGUUGCAUCAUUGA